AUGGCUCUCAACCAACGGCAAGUCGAAGUCCUCACGAGGAGAGAGGGCUUCGAUGUAGCCGGUCGCAUGUCUGGAGAGUCAAAAGCCUCUCUGUCGUUCCAAUACCGAUGGGAAUAUAUUCUCACGUCAGUUCCAGUGGCGCUGAAUGCUCUCGGUGCUUGUGCUGUUGCUACAGGCUCUCAGAAGGCCAACACCACCUUUGCACCACCCAAAGAAGGAUUCAAGCACUUGAGUGACUUUGCCGGAGUCAAGCUCCACACCAACCUCUCGAAGUGUGUCGACCUAGGUCGAUUUGCCUCUAUGGAGACCGAAAAACAGAUGAGCAAGAUCAACAUGUUUUCUGAGACUUCUUGGAAUUAUGCAUCUCUGGACCGCUUGAAUUCCUCCAAGGAGAUUGACGGCAAGUUUAGAGACUGGAUUAACCAUGCUUGCGAGCUCCAUCGGGCCUGUGUCGCAGCGGAACCAACUUCAGAAGACCAGCAAGUCUUGAAGGACAUCGAAUUAGCUGUUGCCGGGGCGUCAAUCGACUACCAGCAACAGAUUUCUAGUUCCAGAAAUCCUUGGAGGCAGCGAAUGAGGCAUUCAGAAGAGCUUCUGAUGGGUUACCCAAGGGCCAUGCCUACUCCAAGCGCAAGUAAGCCCAAGGAUGCAGAUGAUCCUGCCUACAGCCAGAUCGUGCGUGACUUGAUCUACUGGGAGCUACUCAGCACUGCAUUUGUUGGCACCACCGAUGGUAUUGCUUGGGACAGGACUGGCCAGGUUGCGACUUUCGCAGCGAAGAUGCUUGCCCAUUCGCAGAAGUCUUUUGGCUCUCUCGCAUCUGGUUCAGAGCCUAGUCAGCAGUACAAGUCUGCCUUGGAUUCCGUUUGCAGGAUUGCGAACGGAAUUAUGACCGAAGUAGAGCAAUCUGACAAGUCAAUGGGAUACACUGCACCUAGCAAGGACUCCGAGGCUGUCAAAUCUUGGCAGAGGGACUUCCUAAGUAAUUACGCGACGGUGAUCACACUGAACGCUACCGCCAAGUCUUUCCUGGGGUCAAUUGCGAAUGGGAGCACUGUGUCAAGCCAGCGCGGUAAUAUGGAUAUUGAAACAGUACAGGUUCAUGCCAAGACCGCCCAAGCCCAGGCAGUCGUCGAAUCCGCCAAGACAAGGCUACACGCAGCGUCUGAAGCACUGGCUGCUACCCGAGAGACCAACCAAAACUCCACUGGAAUUCUGUUUGAGCAGCAAGAAAGACUGAAUCAUGUCAACGCCAAGAUGGAGAGUCUCAAGAACUCUGCCCCGGAAAUGAUAAUCUUAGAACGCGAUCAUGGGAAUGAAGAUCAAGACCGAGACUGUGACCCCGUGCGGUUCUUCAACGCCAUCUCGGUCGCCGUUCGAUUUGUCACGGAAAAAUAUCUCAAUGCAUAUGUUGAUACCAUCAAGGCCGGCAAUGAUGGGGACAAAAUUGGGCCGUAUUCCAUCACUACCAUCAUCCGAUCCUACUUCUCGACCUUUGCCGGCUAUGCUUCAAUGUGGGUCCGGAUGUCGCCAAUGAGUAUUUUCCCAAUGCUGCGUAUGGUCGAAGAACUCUCAUCUUUUGCGAAAGAUGUAAGGAGCAACAUGAAAUUCCUGCGCCCUUCCAUGAAGCUGACAUUCCUACAGGGACAAUCGAAGACCACAAGGAACAUGGGCACCAGGGUGUCUGAGACCAAUGAGAAGAAGCAGUCGCUACCUUCUGUCUCCCCUGAGAUUGCCACGGCCAUAUCUUCUGGCGUUGUGAACUCUAAGAGAGCUGCUCAGCAGGGUAUACGAACUGAAGCAGACCAGAGUCUUUUGGUAAAGCCGCUCGCCAAAGGAAGCGAGUUUUAG
Messenger RNA from Fusarium oxysporum Fo47, 1851 nucleotides. RefSeq lists its product as uncharacterized. Lineage: Eukaryota; Fungi; Ascomycota; Sordariomycetes; Hypocreales; Nectriaceae. The transcript is spliced from 10 exons. Bases 1 to 1851 code for a protein of 616 amino acids. The record is from RefSeq and is a predicted model, not a curated record.